CUCUUUCUAGCCCUUGAUGAAGAGUAGCUCUUUCUGUAUUGUGAGUGAGCAAUGGAUGUGAAGAAGGAUGUGGUAAAGAUGGAGGACAAUAGUACCAAUAUUGGAUGUGGGUUUUCCUCAUCACCAUUUUCAGGCAUAUUUGAUUUCUGUGAAGGAGAAAAGAGCUCAUCUUUAGGGUUUAUGGAGCUUUUGGGUGCUGGCCAGGACUUUUGUACUAACUCCUUGUUUGAUUAUUUGCCUCAGACACCAUCUAUGUUGCCUUCAUUAGCUCCAAACUUUCCAAAUACUUCCAUAAUGGCAAAGGAGUGCUCUGACUACUCUUUGAAUCAGCAGCCUGCAACACCAAACUCUUCAUCGAUUUCAUCUGCAUCCAGUGAGGCUCUGAACGAGGAACAGACUGAUAAUAAAGGUGCUGCAGACCAACUUGAAGAAGAAGAACAUGACCAACCAAAGACCAAGAAAGAGUUGAAAGCGAAGAAGGCAAGUCAGAAGAGACAGAGAGAACCCAGAUUUGCAUUCAUGACAAAGAGUGAGGUUGAUCAUCUGGAAGAUGGCUACAGAUGGAGAAAGUACGGUCAAAAAGCUGUGAAAAACAGCCCCUUCCCCAGGAGUUACUAUCGAUGCACAAGCACAGCAUGUAAUGUGAAGAAGCGAGUGGAGCGAUCUUUCAAUGACCCAAGCAUCGUUGUAACAACUUAUGAAGGCCAACACACACACCCAAGCCCACUCAUGCCUCGCCCAACUCUCACGGCUUCGGCUUCUGCUCAACCCAGUAUCUCCACCACCUUUGCCAUGCCUUCAAUGCCCAGAACCCUAUUAUCUCAUCACUAUCAACAGCAACUGCAACCUUUCAAUUUCUGCAACUAUGUUAAUGGUGGCUCACCAACAGCAAAUGCUAGCGGCACCGGCUUUCAUCGCGAAAGGCGGUUUUGCACCCCAGCAACUGGUUCUGCUAUGUUGACAGACCAUGGGCUUCUUCAAGACAUAGUCCCCUCCCAUAUGCUGAAGCAAGAGUAGAUAUAUUUAUAUAAAUAUAUAUGUUUAUAGAUAACCAUGGCCGUACCUGAUCAUGAGAUGAGAUCCCAUUAGUUAAUGCAAUGCUACUUAAUUAUGUACUAAUUUAGGUCACUGACUUGUUUUGAGAUCAGGUGCUCUUGCUAAUCCUGAUGGUGAUUAUCACUGUAAACAUGGAACAUGGAUAUUUUAAUCCAAUGCAGGUACUUGGUAGUAGUUAGUUUUUUUACCUCAUCAGAUUUUCUUUUUUUUCUUUUGGGUUUUCUUU
Prunus avium (sweet cherry) is the source of this 1282-nucleotide messenger RNA. It is a transcript of the gene WRKY23, whose product is annotated as WRKY DNA-binding protein 23. Gene Ontology annotation, biological process: regulation of DNA-templated transcription. Gene Ontology annotation, molecular function: DNA-binding transcription factor activity; sequence-specific DNA binding. NCBI's taxonomy places the organism in Eukaryota, Viridiplantae, Streptophyta, Magnoliopsida, Rosales, Rosaceae. The record is from RefSeq and is a predicted model, not a curated record.